CAUAUCGUCAUCACCUGCUCUCUGCUCGCUUCGAUUUCAAUUCCCGAUGAGACCAGCUCGAGGGGCGAGAGAUGUUUAUGUAUAUAAUCGUUGGAUUUUUUUAAAAAUUAAAUUUUAAAAUACCAUAUUUUUUUCUCUUUCAAAUCUCUCUCUCUCUCUCUCUCUGAUCCGCUUUUUAUGCUCGUAAUCUCCUGCUUAUAUCAGCUUUUCCUCAUCACCCUUCCUUUUUCUCCUGACCAGAGCUGAGACCUUGUCUAAGUCUCUCUCUCUCUCUCUCUCUCUCUCUCUCUGUCUCUCUCGUUUUGAGAUGGGAAGAGAGUGGUACUGGAGCAGAUCUUUUAGAAAGGGUGAGAAAGAGAGCCCAGGGUGCAUGAGUGGCGUUCUUCACCUCUUUGAUUUUCAUCAGUUUCAGUACACUCCACAGCAACAGCAGCAACAGAAUCAGGCUUUCAAGACAGACCCACUUCACAUUGAUCAACCCUUUUCGAAAGGUGUAGAAGCACCAAGAAACAGUUUGGAGUUAGAAGGAGAUCUAUUUCCUCGAAAUCCAUUACCGCCACCCAUUGAAGAAGAUGACAUACCUAUCGGGAUCCGUCUUGUUACUAGUCAUCCAAACAGUAUGGAAAAAGACCCAUCAUCAGACACCACUAGCUCCCAAGGAUCCAGAACACCAAAUCUCGUGGCCCGCCUCAUGGGUCUUGAUCUAUUACCUGAUCAUGUCUGUUCACCAAAGAUCCAAUCUCAACCGUCCCCAUCACGCCCGAAAUCCAAUCCAUCUCGUAGACAUCUCCAAACCAAAGACACCAACUUCACUAUAACGGAUUCUACACGAUACGAUACGGGCUCACGUUCAUUACCAGACACUCCAAGAAUAUCAUCUGCCAGACGGUCAGAUGUCGAUCCACGUCUUUCUCUUCAACUAAAUAAAGAGAAUAUAGAUGUCAACGAUUUCAAUUACUCACCAUUCUCUUCAAGAAAGAUAGGAAAGAAAGAAGGGAAAUUCCAGUAUGAAGAAAACAAGAGUCCAAGAAAAUACGCUCGUGAGAUCGUGAAGCAAGUGAAAGAAAGUGUAAGUAGGAGAGUUGGGAUUGAUAUCACAAACAUCUCUACUAACAACAGAUGCAGGAACAAAGAUAAUGAAGCUCUAACAUUCAAUAUCAGAAAAACGAAGAGGCCCACCAAAUCAAGUGACGAUACUAGUCCAAGCAAGACAUCAUGUUCUCCUCGACUUAGAUUCUUAGAGCCGAAGACCAAACCACCUACAGAAAGCAAAGAUCAAUUCAAGAGUUUUACGAAGCCGCGGCUAUCUCCAUCACCAUUAUCGUCUUCGAUCUCAUCCUCACCAUUGGAAUGUACAAAGAACAAAUCACAGACGUUGCCGCGAUCGACAGUCAAAUGCAAGAAGGCUAGCUGCGAACGAUUCACGCAGCGACCCAAGAAGGCUGCUGCUAAUAUAGAGAAGAAAUGCAAGGCUAUACGAAUCCAUGCACCUCCAUCAUCUCAAGCACGGGCACAAGCAGCCGUUCCACUACAGUUAUCUUGUUCGUCGAGCCCAUUGUACGAACUCCAACCUCAGCCGUUGUUCGACGACCGAGACGACAGCAGGACCACCGUUACCGUUGGUGGUGCUGCCGACUUCCGGUACGUUAGUGAAAUCCUCCAAUGUACGGGCGUGCACGGAGCCACGCCAGUUUCUUUCACGAGGUGGUUCUCUCCUGCGCACCCCGUUAAUCCUAGCCUCUUUCUACACCUGGAGCACUCCUUCCAGCCCGACACGUGUGGGCCGCUCAAGCACAGGUCCAACCGACGGCUGCUAUUCGAUCUCGUCGACGAGAUCCUACGCGACACACUCAGGCCGUACCUCAACAUGAGGCCGUGGGCACGUGCAGCAGAGAAGACCGAGCCACCGAGGCACGUGACAGGCGAGCAGCUCCUACAUCAGCUAUCUUCGCGAGUGCGGGGCUUCCCUCUAGCCAAUUGCCAGACUCUCCAGGACAUUGACGCGCUCGUGGAGAAGGAUCUGUCCGGGUCUAACGUGCGCCGGUGGGCGUUAUACUCGGCGGAGGAAGAGAACGAGUCGAUCGUGUUCGAGAUCGAGCGGGAGAUCGUGGACUCACUCGUGCAUGAGUCGCUGCUGUUGUUUCUGAUGGAAGGAGCGCAGUAGGGCAGACUGCGGGGAUUGACGUCAUCACGGCCGUUCCGUACUGAAACGGCGCAAUGAUGAGAGCGGGAUCUGUCAGAUGUCACAUGGGGCUUCACGUGACGAGAUGCUAUUCGCUGGCCAGAUUCCUCGGGGGACGGAGUCGUGACCGCCACGUGU
This is a messenger RNA of Magnolia sinica, 2320 nucleotides long. RefSeq lists its product as uncharacterized. Lineage: Eukaryota; Viridiplantae; Streptophyta; Magnoliopsida; Magnoliales; Magnoliaceae. Bases 308 to 2164 code for a protein of 618 amino acids. The record is from RefSeq and is a predicted model, not a curated record. The transcript is spliced from 4 exons.